This is a messenger RNA of Falco peregrinus (peregrine falcon), 10812 nucleotides long. It is a transcript of the gene PLXNB1, whose product is annotated as plexin B1. Gene Ontology annotation, cellular component: semaphorin receptor complex. The transcript is spliced from 37 exons. Gene Ontology annotation, biological process: regulation of cell shape; negative regulation of cell adhesion; positive regulation of axonogenesis. Lineage: Eukaryota; Metazoa; Chordata; Aves; Falconiformes; Falconidae. The coding region runs from base 159 to 6872 and encodes 2237 amino acids. The record is from RefSeq and is a predicted model, not a curated record. Gene Ontology annotation, molecular function: protein binding; semaphorin receptor activity.
GGGGCCGGGGCCGUGGCUCCGCGGCUCGGUGCGGGCAGCGCUCCUCGGCGGCGGCGCGGCGGGGAGCGGGGUGGCCGCUGCGGCAGCUUGAGGCACACUCUUCAAUAAGAGAAAUGAAGGUGUCUCAACGUUCCCAAGAGUCCAGAUGAGUGUUUACCAUGCCUCUGGGAACGUUCCUCCUUCCUGUUCUCUGUUUCUUGGGAGCAGCAAUUCCACAGGGACUGCAGUAUGUCACGUUCUCGCACAACGCUACGAAAUUCCUUCACCUGUCUAUGGACUUGGAAUCUGGGACCAUUUACUUGGGAGCCACCAACUUUCUCUUUCAGCUGACGUCUGACCUGCUGAUGAAGAAUGUGGUUCAAACUGGACCAGUUCUGGACAGCAAAGAUUGCCUGCCCCCGGUCUCAAAGCUGGAGUGCCCUCAGGCACACCACACCGACAAUCACAACAAGCUGCUGCUAGUGAAUGCAGUGCAGAAGGAGCUUAUCGUGUGUGGCAGCGUGCACCAGGGAAUCUGUGAGAAGAGGAGCCUCACAUCCAUUGACCAUGUCCUCUUCCGACCAGAGAGCCCCGGAGACACUCAGUAUGUUGCUGCCAAUGAUCCCAAUAUCACCACUGUGGGACUUAUAGCCUACUCAAAGGAUGAAGUCCCCUUGCUGUUUGUGGGACGAGGGUACACUAGCCGGGGAGUUGGAGGAGGGAUUCCUCCCAUCACUACCCGAAAUCUCAGGGCCCACGGAGGGGAUGUUCAAGCGACAGACUCUCACUCUAUUUUCUCCUAUGAAGAAACAGCAAAACUGGCUGUGGGCCGGCUCUCAGAGUACAACCACCAUUUCAUUAAAUCCUUCACUUACCGCUCGAGUGUCUAUUUCCUAUUCUACCGUCGGGACCUCAAAUCUCAGUCACGUGAGUACAAGACCUACAUCUCGCGAAUCUGCCUGGAUGACUCUCAUUAUUACUCCUAUGUGGAGUUACCUCUGCUCUGCCAGGGCAAAGCCAAUACGUACAGCCUCCUGCAAGCAGCCUAUGUCACUCGGCCGGGAAAAGGUCUGGCCCAGGGGCAGCUAUACACCGAGGGAGAAGUGCUGUUUGCAGCCUUCUCUGCCUGGCAAGCUUCUUCUGGCAGACUGAGCGAGGAGUCUGCGCUCUGUGUCUACGCAAUGGAGGAGGUGGAUCGCCUGACCAACUGGACUAGGGAUGUUUGCUACAUGAGAGAUGGGAAGUCAGAAGAAGGGACAGAAGUGGCAUAUAUUGAAUACGAUGUCAGUUCCAACUGUGUCCAGCUGCCAGCGGACACCCUGUAUGCAUACCCCUGUGGCUCUGACCACACUCCCAGCCCUAUGGCCAGCCGGGUACCCUUGGAAGCAGCCCCACUGCUGGAGAAAAGAGAGGGCCGUCUGACAGCUGUGGCAGUGAAUGUGGAAGAUGGCCACACGAUUGCUUUUCUGGGAGACAGCAGAGGGAGACUGCACAAGGUGUACUUAGGAGCAAUGGGAGAUGCACAUAUAUACGCUUCCUUAGCUAUCCAGUUAAAUAGCAUCGUGAGUGGAGACCUGCUGUUUGACCAGUUGCAGGAGCACCUCUUUGUCAUGACCCAGUCAAUGGUGGUAAAAGUUCCCAUACUAGAAUGUUCCCUGUACUUGGACUGCGAAUCCUGUCUGGCACUGAAAGAUCCCUACUGUGGCUGGUGUGUCCUUCAGGGACGGUGCAGCCGUCGCUCUGAGUGCCUGCGGUCCAGGUUGAGCGAGCAGUGGCUCUGGAGCUUUAACUCUACACAGCAGUGUCUCUCUGUCCAGUCGCUAACUCCAGCCAAUAUCAGCAGAGAGGAAAAGAGAAAUAUAUUCUUGGCUAUCUCGGACUUACCUUCCCUGCGUGAGGAAGAAUUUUACUCAUGUUACUUUGAAGAUUAUGAAAGCCCAGCAGUCCUGACAGAGUCAGGAAUCAUGUGUCCUUCUCCAGAUCCCAGCCAAGCACCAGCUUUGCCAACAGGAGCAGAUCAUGUCACCAUAAAGCUCGUAGUGCGUUUCCAUGACAUCUUCAUUGCUUCUGUGGACUUCUCUUUCUAUGACUGUGCUGCAGUGGCCCUGAUGUGGAAAUCGGCACCGUGCCAGAAGUGUGUGAGCAGUCUCUGGGGAUGUAACUGGUGUAUCCAGCAGCACCUCUGCACCCACAAAGCAGCCUGUGAGGAAGGAACCAUUAUCUACAAUGAAAGGGCGCAGAUCCCAACCUCAAGUGUGUUUCCUUCUUCAGCAGCUCCCCUCACCAAGUCCUCUACCACAGCCUCAAACAUGGCCACAAAACCCGUCACUCCCCCUGUGCAUGCGGUACCAAGCGCUGUGCCCCCCACGGAGCCCAACCUUGUCACGCUCUCCACAGCCUUGGAUAUGACAACUAAGCCUACAGAAACCCUCAGCUAUACAUACUUGACUCUCUCAACUGAAGCAGCCUCUCUCCAGGCUGUCACAGAAUCCCCUCUGCCACCACCAGCAGACAAACCUGCUGUCACUGUGCCGGAGACAACUUCUCCUGCUGCAUCUGUCCUUGCCAGCCCAUCCAAAAACAUGGAUCACGCAGCUUUGCCCACUGAAGGGCCAGCCACUGGCCGGGAGCCGCAGCACACCGACCCACCCACCACCCUAGUGGGUAGUCCUCUGCACACAUCUGCAGCAGCAGUAACACCUUCCCCUCACGUCACCGGUUUCAAGUGGCCUCCGAGUUCUUUUCCCAGCACAGAGGCACUGACGUCUGCCAUCCCAUCUCCCCAGACCCCCAGCCAGGUGCCGAGGGGCCCCGCUGCCUCGGACUCUCCCGCACUGCUGGGAACUGAACUACCUGCUUCAGAGCUCCCACCAUCAGCUCCCCCAGACUGGCUGCUGGAGGAAGGCACAGAGCUCCAGGACACAGAGGACUGGAUGGAUUUCCUGCAGGCUGAGAAUGACACAUCUCCCUUCUCUGCUUCUACUCUGCUGUCGGGUGAUGGCGAUUCUUCAGAGAGGGAUGUCCCUGACUUCCCCAGGAUCCUCCACCCUGACCUCGACUAUCAGUAUGAUGCCCCUGAGUUUUGGGAGGAGAAUGAAGAGCUUAGCUGGGGUCCAGAUGCAUGUCCUUGUGUGCAGGGAAUCCAGGGAUCUUCACUGUUUCCAGUCAACGUGGCAAGGAAGAUAACUCUGCUGGGAAAGAAUUUCCACCUCUACCAGGACCAGCAGUGGGACUAUGAGUGUGUCCUGAAUUUGGAGGGGAGAACAGUGGUGAUGGAUGCAUAUGUGGAAGGAGAAGAAACAAACCAGUCCCUCUGUUAUAUCACCUGCCAGAUGAACCAGUACAGUUACACAGCGCCUCAACUCGAAUUCAACGCUGUGGUGUUUGUGCAGAGGCGACAACACCUUCGAGUGGACAGUGCUGCAGAUCUUUAUGUGACUUUUUACAACUGCUCUGUGGGACACACUGAUUGUAGCCGCUGCCAAACAGCUGACUCAAAGUACAACUGUGUGUGGUGUGGAGGUGACAACCCCAACUGUAUCUUCAGGGGCUCCUGCAAGGAAGAGAUAGAAGACCUGUGUCCAGCACCUCUCAUUCACUCUGUGUACCCCCUGUCUGGACCAGUGGAAGGUGGCACUAGAAUCACCAUCACUGGCUCAAACCUCGGGCAGAAACAUCAAGACAUUGCAGAAACUGUCACUGUUGCAGGAAUUCCCUGUGCCGUAGAUGCUCAAGAGUAUGAGAUCUCUAGCAGUAUUGUAUGCGUCACUGGCGGGAGCUGGACGGAGAGAUUUGGGCACAUUGUGGUGGAAGUGCCUGGAGGAGGACGUGGCGUUUCUGGGCAUAUUUUCACCUAUCAGAACCCAGAGCUGAAAUCCAUUGUUCCAACUCGGGGCCCCAAAGCGGGAGGAACCUGCCUUACCCUUCUGGGCUCAAAGCUGCUGACUGGGCAUCCUAGUGAGAUCAGUGUCCUGCUUGGAGACCUCCCUUGCCACAUCCUCUCUGAGAUGACGGAGGAUCAGUUGGCGUGCCAGACGAGUCCCAGCAAUGUGUCCGCAGAACUCCCAGUCACUAUCAAAUACGGGGACCAAGAGCGGAGACUGGAAGGAACCCUCUUCAGAUACACUCUGGAUCCCAACAUUACUUUUGCAGAGCCACCUAAAAGCUUCCUCAGCGGAGGGAGAGUACUCAGAGUUCAUGGAUACAACUUGGACGUUGUACAGAAACCGAAGAUCCGAGUUACAGUUUCUCCAUCUGAACGCCGGCGCCGAGGACUGGGACGGUGGCGCAGAAUCAUCCCAGACACUGAGUGCACCGAGGAUGCUCUGUGCAGCGUCCAGCAGUUUGAAGAACCAUGUCUUGUUAAUUCAUCCUACCUGAUCCUGUGCAAAACUCCAGCCAUUAACCUGCUGUUGCGGAGUGUCCAUAUCAAACUGGAAUUUAUUCUGGAUAAUCUGAGCUUUGAUUUCAACUCAUUGCAUCCCAUGCCCUUCUCUUAUGAAGUCAACCCCAUCCUAAAACCUUUGAACGCUGAAGACCCUGCCAAACCAUAUCGCCACAAGCCAGGAAGCGUCAUCUCUGUGGAGGGGGAAAAUCUAGAUCUGGCUAUUUCCAAGGAUGAAGUUAUGGCUAUGAUUGGGGAAGGAAUCUGUGUGGUGAAGACGCUAACAAGGAAUCAUCUUUACUGUGAGCCUCCUUCCGAGCAGCCAGCUCCGCGGCACCGCACGAAGCGGGAGGGCACAGACUUGCUCCCGGAGUUCACGGUGCAGAUGGGGAACCUGAACUUCCUCCUGGGCCGAGUGCAGUAUGACACAGAAAGCCAGCUCACCUUCCCGCUGGAGGCACAGAUUGGUUUGGGUGUUGGUGCAUCCUUUGUGGCCCUCAUUGUUCUGGUCAUCGUCUUCAUAUACAGGAGGAAGAGCAAACAGGCUCUGAGGGAUUACAAGAAAGUUCAAAUCCAGCUGGAAAAUCUGGAAACAAGUGUUCGGGACAGAUGCAAAAAGGAAUUCACAGACCUGAUGACUGAGAUGAUGGACCUCACAAGUGACCUUGUGGGCACAGGAAUCCCCUUCUUGGACUACAAGUCCUAUGCAGAACGCAUUUUCUUCCCGGGCCACCGUGAGUCACCGCUGCAAAGGGACCUGGACAUCCCUGAGUGCCGGCGCCAAACUGUGGAGCAGGGAUUGGUCCAGCUCUCCAACCUGCUCAACAGCAAGCUCUUCCUCACCAAGUUCAUCCACACUCUGGAAAUCCAGCGCACUUUCUCUCCAAGAGAUCGGGCUUACGUGGCAUCAUUGCUCACUGUGUCACUGCAUGGGAAGCUGGAGUACUUCACCGACAUCCUCAAAACACUCCUGAAUGACCUUGUGGAGCAGUAUGUGGCCAAGAACCCCAAGCUGAUGCUGCGGAGGACAGAAACUGUGGUAGAGAAGCUGUUAACCAACUGGAUGUCCAUCUGCCUGUACGCAUUUGUGAGGGAUUCUGUUGGGGAGCCCCUUUACAUGCUGUUUCGAGGAAUCAAGCACCAGGUGGACAAAGGGCCGGUCGACUGGGUGACAGGGAAAGCCAAAUAUACCCUGAAUGACAACCGCCUUUUGAGAGAGGACCUGGAGUACCGUACUCUGACCUUAAAUGCUUUGACCCAAGCAGGAGUUGCUGCAGGAGGGGCAGAGGACUCCCAAGGGAUUUCUGCAAAAGUGCUAGACUGUGACACCAUAACACAGGUGAAGGAGAAAAUCCUAGAUCAGAUCUAUAAAGGGACACCGUACUGUCACCGACCAGACCCAGACACCCUGGACCUCGAGUGGAGAUCAGGGCUGGCAGGUCAUCUGAUACUGUCCGAUGAGGAUGUGACAUCUGUCGUUCAAGGAACUUGGAAACGCCUGAACACUCUUCAGCAUUACAAGGUGCCCGAUGGAGCAACAGUAGCGCUGGUCCCACGCCUGACCAAGCACAUCCAUAGGGAGAAUCAGGAUUACAUCCCAGGAGAGAAAACGCCAAUGCUGGAGGAUGCAGAUGAAGGUGGGAUCAAACUUUGGCACCUGGUAAAACCAACAGAAGAGCCAGAACUUCCCAAGCAUAGGCGUGGGAGCUUAAGAGAUCGGGAGCGAGCCAAGGCAAUCCCGGAGAUCUAUCUGACACGUCUGCUCUCAAUGAAGGGCACUCUGCAGAAGUUCGUGGAUGACCUGUUCCAGGUGAUCCUCAGUACCAACCGCCCUGUCCCUCUGGCAGUCAAAUACUUCUUUGACCUGUUGGAUGAGCAGGCGAUACACUAUGGGAUCGCAGACCCUGAGACCAUCCAUAUCUGGAAGACAAACAGCCUACCCCUGCGGUUCUGGAUCAACAUCAUCAAGAAUCCCCAGUUUGUUUUUGAUGUGCAGACAUCAGAUAACGUAGAUGCUGUGCUCCUGGUCAUCGCGCAGACCUUCAUGGACUCCUGUACGAUAGCUGACCAUAAGUUAGGGCGGGAUUCUCCGAUCAAUAAGCUGCUUUAUGCCCGGGACAUUCCUCGCUACAAGCAGAUGGUGGAAAGGUAUUAUGCGGACAUUCGUCAGACCAUCUCUGCCAGUGACCAGGAGAUGAACUCUGCCCUGGCUGAGCUAUCACGGAAUUACUCAGGUGACCUCAAUUCCCUGGUGGCUCUACAUGAAUUGUACAAAUACAUCAAUAAGUACUAUGACCAGGUGAGUGUGUUCAUACCUGCUAGAAACACAUGCCCUUCUCCUUUUACCACCCAAUCAACAAACCUCCAAGAAUUAGUAAUCAAGAGCAGCCAGACUAUUACAACGCUGUGUAUUGUUUCAUUGGCAUGUGUAACUUCCAUGUCAUAUGUUUGCUUUAUCCUUAUCAGAGGGAGGGAGGAAGUCACAAAAAAGGAUUUAUCUCUAACUUGAAGGUUGUUGGGAUUUCGUGUACGCUUUUUUCUUUUUUUGUUUUUUUUUGACGCUGAUAUCCAAAUACUCAGAAAUGAAAUGCAGUUCAGAUUCAUUUACUAAAGAGAUCAUUUUCAGGUGAGAAGUUUAGCAUUCAUUCUGCGCUACGGAGCUUGUAAGUUAUUAGGAUGAAUCUAGAAUACUUACUUGGUGGUUAAUUUGAGAUGAAUUACUGCAUAGCCGCUCUAGUCUUGAGCGUGCUGGAUUCCAGCCUGGGGCUCCCCCCCGUGCAUGGAGUUGAGCUGGCUGGCAGUGUUGUGUGCAGGAGAAAGGCUGCCAGUGAGCUCUGUCUCGUUGUAGAUCAUUACUGCCUUGGAAGAAGACCCAACGGCACAGAAGAUGCAGCUCGGAUAUAGACUACAACAGAUUGCAGCAGCUGUGGAGAAUAAAGUCACGGAUUUGUGACAGGUGCAGACAGACUGCUCUCCCCUGGCUGAACAGGGACAGUGCUCGUCCUAGCUAUACACAGGGUGUCCUGCUGCCAUUGGAACCAGACUUUCCAAGGAACCCGCGGGUGACAUGAACAGAGAUGUCCGAGGCAGUACAAAGUACAAGCGUCCUUGCAUCUCAGAGAAUAUUUUUUUACAGUUUUUUUCUUUUUAAAAGCAAAACAAAACAAAAAAACCCAAACUUUGGUUUUCCUCUAGCAGACUGUCAGGGGGACCACACAGCUCCUUCCUACAGGUGUUACGUGAAUGUGCCAAGUUUCCAAACGAUGCUGUUGAAGAGCCAGGUGACAGCACCAAGCACCGUGUUUGUGGAGUCUUUGGCCUUGCACAGAUGCCCUUGCCAACGCUGGGAGUCCCCCUGCAGCUGCUCACUUCAGCAGGGACAUGGGAAGCUUUCCCCACACUGACAGCUGUGCCAGCUUCUGUCCCCGGCUAGUGAGCGCUCCUGCAGUAUCCCACCUGAGAAACUUCCUUGCAGCAAUGUCCCCACUGGUUCUGGAUGUUGGAUGUAGAAAGGAGAGUGUCUGAUGGUGAAAGUCUCUUGCUCCCCAGUGUUCUAGUCUCUGAGAGCUUGUGCGCGACACCUGCUUGGAUGUAACGUGCUCACCAGCGUGCGCGCUUGCCCAGGGGCCUACUGGAAAUGGACAGCACCCCCUCACCUUUUCCCUCAGGACAAAUUCAUCAUGUGAGAGUCACUGCCUGGCUCGUCUCAGUCGCCGCUGACCCAGCUCAGGAUCCAUCUUCCUGGUUCCUUGUGGUCAGGAGUUGCCCUGCUCUUUGAAAAAGCACAACUGCCUUGUGCCACUUCCCCUUCCUCCGGUGUCUAGCUGUUCUGCUGCUCUGAACUGGACUUGUAAAUACCCUCAGAAAGUUAAUGUAUUUAAAUGCUAAAGGAGAAUGUUUUAAUUUUGUGGCUUUGAGACAAAGCUUUUCUUGGAGAAGUAUCUCUGUGCACUUCUACUGACAAACGUCUGUCAGCACUGGAGCAAAGUUUUCUCCACUGCUUUGUCUGCAGGGAUAACUCGUAGAUGUCUCUGUUGUUGUAACAACAGUUUGCUUUUCCCCGCAGCUCACUUCAGGGCUUAGCUGUGUGCUCUUCCAUUAGGCUUGCUUACACCCUACUCAGUUUCAUUUCCCAGACUCUCCUCUUGUGGCACAUAGAAGGGUUAUUUGGUGAGCUGUGAACUCAAGGAAGCCGUGAAGCACAAGUGCGCUGUUCUCCAGGAGCGUCAGAUGUCCUGCAAAUGGGUGAUUCGUGUGAGGAAGGAGAGGCUGGAGUGGGCACAAGCACAGUUAGCUGCCAGCUGUCCCUAGGCAGGUCCUCGCUGCUCCCUCCUCAGCUCCUGGGCUUUGUGAACAGAGCGCUCUGUCCUUCUGGGAGCAAAUUCCUAUUUAUAAGGAUACCCUACUUGUUCUUACCCCCUGCUGCUAAUUCCACGCUGAUGUCCUGCGUGCCUGGGACAGGUAGACAGGUCUGACUCCUCUGUCACUUCCCUGAGGAUGUGAUCACGUGAGCCAGGAGUGACCAGAGCUAAAACAGGGCAGGAUCGUGUCCCUGCCUUUCUUUAGAUUGCAUAUAGCAGUAAUUCCAGGCCUAUCGAUUCAGCCCUGUGGCUUUGUGCGAGCCGUGCACAGUUGCUAAACUGUUCUCUGAGCAAUGUGACAAUGAGCUAAUGCUGGUCUCUCCUCCUACGAAGCCAGCUCUCUCCUGUGACCCUCUCUCAGCAAUAUGCCCAGGUACUCUGUGUGCCCAGAGUAUGGCCAGCAUCUCAGUGCCACCCCCUGCUCCUGUCCUGCUGUACAGAGCAGCAGGUGAACUGGCUGGUUGCUGCCGGGGAGAAGACGGGGGACAGUUUGCCUCUCUUCCCCCAGGUGGGCACCAGUUUGGGUCUCGCUCCUGCCUGACCACCCAUUUCCACAAAACUUACAGGGGUUUAGCAUCUCUGAAGCCUCUGUCUCAACCAAAUCUGAUUAAAUCAGCCCAAAAAUAGCUGGGUGGAGGAAAUGACUGACAGAUGGAAAGGGCGAAAAAGCAGAUACAGUCCAAUUAGUAAAGCCCAUUCCCUUAGGAACUGCAGGAGGUGAUUCCUUGGUCUGAGGCAGGUGCAGGUGCAGUGGCAGAGUAGCGUUGUUCCCUUGUGCAUUGACGGAUGGAGUUUGUGCCCCAGGCAGCGAGGUGUAGUUGUGGCCUCUCCAACUCACUGAGUGCCUGCCAGAAGCCACAGGCUCUCUGCUGGAUUUACGGCUCUGCAGACUGUUAAUGUCUGUCCCUAUUUUUGCAGAAUUAUCUCUGUACUUUCCUGUAACAGGGUGGCUGGGGGCUUAAUUCUGAAUCCGGCACCCAUUGGCAAAGGGAGGAGGACUUGGUGGCUCUCCUGGAGUCGUAGUGACAAGAGUCCAGGUGUCUGUGCUGAGAGUGCAGCCUGUGCCCGUGUGGCUGACCGAGGCUGUGGGGUAAGUGGGCUCCACGUCCUCUUUGCUUCUCGGUCGUGCUCCUGGGUGUUGGAUGUGAUCUGCUUUCUCCGAGUGUAUCUCUGAAAGUCUGCUUUUAUUGGAGCAAUAAUCAAGACUUCAAAAUAGAGCUAAACAUAGGUGAUUGACUUGUUUAACAUCUUCAUCUUGUCCUUGCAUGGCUGGGCAGGAGGCACUGCCCUGUGCAGGUGCAGUGAGGGUGGAAAGCUGGUAGUGCCCGUCUCUUCCCAUCUGUCUGUCCUUGGUGUUCUAGAUACCGGCAUCCCGCUCCCCUGCGACACACGCUAAAGGCCCCUCGCUGGAAUCAUCUUGGGUGUUUAGGCAUGGCCCCUCUCCCCUCCGUCCAUGCCCCUCUCCUGUGGCAAAAAUCUGUUACUACAACAGGGUUCUGUUGCAUUUAAAAAUUUGCACAAAACAGGUUUCAUUAUGAAAAUCCCUGUUGCAGGGAAGACUUAUUUAUUUAUUCCUCACGAUCCUUCCAAGUUUCUUCUAGUCUCUGCCUGAUUCCAUGACCAGCUUAUCAAACACUCUGGAGAUGGACGUUCCUUCUUAAGGAUGGAGAAUCCUCUCUGUAUAUUCCUGUUUUCUUACAGGUAGAAAGUUCUGUGGGCACUGGCUGAGAGUGCGCUGACCAUUCCCCUUCUGCAAGACCACAAGUGCAGCGAGGGGACGUCGCUGCUUUAAUCGUAUUCGCAGAAAGGGGAUGUUCUUGAAUAGCAGGCAUUAAAAUUUAUUUAGUACUGUGGUCAGAGGAAGGAACUUGCUUCCACCAUGGUCUGGAUGAAACGCCGAGAACUGAUCAGUAUUAAGACAAAUAUCCGUUAGUGUAUCUGAAAGUCUCCUGUUGGCAUGACUAAGAGUAGUUGGCAUCCCUGGGAUGUAGAUGUGAGAGCAAUUGCUUUCAUCUGUCUGGUGGCAAACUAGACUGUACCUGGAAGCUUUUUUUUUUUUUUUGAUAGAAAUUAUAGCUGAUUUUUUUU